Molecule: messenger RNA, 3074 nt
Organism: Biomphalaria glabrata
Lineage: Eukaryota; Metazoa; Mollusca; Gastropoda; Planorbidae
Exons: 5
Coding region: 455-1741 (428 amino acids)
Molecular function (GO): protein binding
Source: RefSeq, a predicted model, not a curated record
AAGCCGAUUGAAAUGAGACGUUUCGUUCCUAGCUCUUUCUAUUAUAAAUCUUCGGACCAGACCUAUUUUCUCUUCGCUGAACCAAUGGAGCGGGUGGAGAAACGUUACUGUGAUAAUGCUGUUUGACAACGGGACUAAAAUCUAGUCUACAAGCGUUAUAUACAAUCUAUAGGCUCCCUUUAGCUGUCCAGUUUUCAUUUGGUCUUGUUACACACAUUUCGAAGGGCUCUAAAUCUAAAAUUUGUUUAUCUUCAAAUUUAAAGGAAUAUGUUUCAACAGUGAAGUUAUUGAUCAUUCUAUAAGAGUUUAAACAUGUCUUCAAUUGCAAAGCAAAAAUCAUCUGGGAUGUAGAGUUUGUUAGCAUUCGAUACUUUUGGAGAUUUCACUUUCACUUCAGUAGCUGGCACUGAAAAUAGGAACAUAUAAAGUAAGAAAUGUUGAAAACUCAAAGAUAAUGCGCCCAAGAACUGCUCAUGCCCUGAGGGGUCCUGCUUGCUCGCUGAGUGACAUCAUUAAGUUUGGGUAUUUACACCAAGUCAGAGCUCUUAUUUCCACUGGCCUUGACCUCGAAUCAAGAGAUGAGAACGGCAGAACACCUCUCCUGCUUUGUGCGUUUAUGCAACCCCCAGAUUGGGGCGCCAGCAUCGCCAUGACGCUGAUCGAACACGGUGCAGACAUGUCGCAGAGAGACUGUCUCGAGAGGAACGUACUCCACUACGCCUGCAUCUACGAGAGAGUCAAGCUAGUUCGUAUCCUGCUUAAAGCCGUCGACUUCGAUCUUAACCAGGCAGACUACGUGGGCAACACCCCCCUUCAUUACGCAGCUAUGUCCGGCAAUGUGGCUAUUGCUCAGCUCCUGAUUCAGAGCUUCAAAAGAUACCGGAUUAGUCUAAGUAAGCGCAAUCAUCGAGGCAGAACGGCAUUGGACGAGGCACUACUGUCCGGGCACGUCCCCUGCACUCAGGUGAUUCAGGAAGAGCUGGCUGCCAAACAAACCGGAAACCUUAUCAAGGACGUACGCUUCGCCGACUCGGUAAUGAAUGGGGUUGAAUCAGGUCCAGAAAGACACUCGGAAAGAGUUCUAAGACCCAAAACAGCAGCCUUCCCUUCUCGUCACUUUAGAGCUGCAUGUAUCGACGUAUUCGAUGACCCAGUUAGGUCCAGUACCAAAUCAAUGCAAAUCAAUACAAGAAAGUCUGGUAGUUCUUCCAGUUGUAAAGACUAUAAAAGAGACGAGGAAUUGAUCUUUUGCGCACCCCGUGAAGAUUUCCGGAACACUCCAGAGUACGUUUUCCGGCUGGUCCGCGUGCCUUAUGACCCAAGCAGCGUAGAACCUGUGAGUCUGCACGACACCACGUAUCGUAGCAAUUGGACUGAUUCUAGCAGCAACAGUAGCCAGUCCCAGCAGACGACAGGAGCCGAAGACUGGAGAAAUCAACUGAAAGUUUUAUUUCAGGUGUAUGAACAUCAGUGUUCUCCGUCAUGGAGAACUGCCAAAGCUGCUGAACAACUCUCAGGCUCAGAUCAGGAGCAAUCAACUCCUUUGGAUGAGAUUGAUGGGGAUGAUAAAGAGAAAAAAACUGGCAGACAACAGAGCGUUAACUCUAGAAAUUCUAACUAUGCUGAUACAAAAAGACGCCAGUCUAAUGUUCGAGUCAAUAAACUUAAACCUAAGGACACUGCAACUGACGCUACUUCUGAGUCGACCAUUCGACCACUAUCCAGUAAAAAACGAAACUAAGAUCGCUAGUUGUUUGUUUAGGCUAAGGCCUAUUUACAGUUUCUAGUAAGCUGGGAUCUAUUUACAGUUUAUAGUAGGCUAGCAUCUAUUUACAGUUUCUACCAAGAGCUAGGACCUAUUUACAGUUUAUACCAAGCUAAGGCCUAUUUACAGUCGCUACUAAGCUAGCGCUAGGGUCUAUUCGCAGUUUCUGUUCUUAUCUCUUAUCUAGACCAAUCAAAUGCUGAAAAUAAAACCAUCAUUAGCCUUUGUACAUAUAUUAAUUUAUAUUCUGUUAGUCUCUAUACAACAUUCUUAAACACAUUUUGUUUUGAAAAUAAAAGUAUGGGAUAUAAACAUUAAAAUAUGUGUUCACUUUACAAAAUCCCGCGAUAAUAAGUGUGUAUAUGCUCGUCUGGCUAUGUGUUGACAGUCAUCAGGUUAGUACCGAACCCUGUGUUAUCCCCCUGCUGUCCGUGACCUCCGUGACUAUGUCGAAGGCGCCGCUUCAUCUAGGUAAGGUCGACUUCAAUCACGAAGGUCACGACGAAAUGAUCUUCAUUCCUGAAAGAACGUUACAAACUUGCAAGUCAAGAACGAGCACUGCGUUUUGAUUUCUUGUAAAGGUCUUGCAAUUCUACUUGUGCCCCUUGUGCCACACGCCCUAACACUGCUCUAGAACAAGUUUGUCGCCAAGCCAAUACAAAAUGGAGGCAGCAGAGGGUGUGAAGCCAAAACAUAUAAUCUGAUGGGGGGUCCUACUGCAACUGUUUGUCCAACUACCAGCCAUAGAGGCAUAUAACAUCAGACUCUCAGACUACAGACCAUAAAGAAGGAAAUUGGCAAAUGACAACGAACUAAUUUUUCCACGUACCUUUCCAUCUUGACAAGUUUCGUUCUCUUUCUAUUUUAGAAAUGUACUCUCCCUAUGACUGAAUUAAUACAUUGUUAUAUAUCCUUUAGUAAUAUUCAAAUUACGCGAACCGUCAACCCCUACAAUGAAAGUCAAGGGACAAAUGAUGAUGAAUAUUCAAAUUUCAAUAAAAUGAGGCAUAGAAUUUUUUAAAAUGUUUUAUCCAAUGCUUUGUGUUAAUAAAUAACUUUUUUUUUUGUUUUGUAGCUCUUUUUUUUAAAUGUUAACCAAUUUUGAAACAUUUUUGUUUGAUUAAGUUAUAUCUUUCAUUAAGACUGACACCUGUGAAGCUACUCAUCCUAAUGUCCAAAAUACUGGCACAUAUUAUGUAUAGACCUACAUAUAUCAACAUUUUGCUGAAUAUUUGUCACUGUCAAUUAUGUGUCAAUAGUAUCAAUAAAUCUACUCAAGUGUGACACAAAAAGCUUGAAUUAGACAAGA